This is a messenger RNA of Meleagris gallopavo (turkey), 2769 nucleotides long. It is a transcript of the gene SRP9, whose product is annotated as signal recognition particle 9. Lineage: Eukaryota; Metazoa; Chordata; Aves; Galliformes; Phasianidae. Gene Ontology annotation, biological process: SRP-dependent cotranslational protein targeting to membrane; negative regulation of translational elongation. Gene Ontology annotation, cellular component: signal recognition particle, endoplasmic reticulum targeting. The record is from RefSeq and is a predicted model, not a curated record. Gene Ontology annotation, molecular function: 7S RNA binding.
GCGAGGCAGCGCCCGCCUACGGCGCCAUCUUGCCGGCGCCGGGAGGAGAGGAACGGAUUGUAACGGCAGGCAGCGAGUCACCGUGCGGCCCCGCCAUGCCGCACUACCAGGCCUGGGAGGAGUUCACUCGCGCCGCGGAGAAGCUCUACCUCGCCGAUCCCAUGAAGGUGCGAGUUGUUCUCAAAUAUCGACACUGUGAUGGGAACCUCUGUAUCAAAGUAACGGAUGAUGUAGCUUGCUUGCUGUAUAGAACAGACCAGGCACAGGAUGUAAAGAAGAUUGAGAAAUUCCACAGUCAGCUGAUGCGACUGAUGGUGGCUAAGGAAUCCCGCAGUGCUGCCAUGGAAACAGACUGAGCUGCUGAAAAUAAAGGAGCGCUCCGGAUUUCACUGGAAGAAAACAUCUCUUGGAUUUGAACAAACAGUGGGACAGGAGAUGCUUUUACAUACCGAAGUGGACUGUUACAAGUCUAGAGUAUCUUCCUCCCCAGACUCCACUUUGGAAAACUAAGAAAAUUAAUGCUUUCAAUUGAAAGCUUAUAUUUAUUUUUGGGAAUUGAACAAGAAACUAUUCUUACACGCUGAGUACGCUAAGAAGACAAAUCUUUACAAUUCUACAGUACUUGUGUGUGAAUUUGGUGGGCCACAAGCAUAUUUCUGGAAAGUUGUAAUAAAAUUUCAUAUAGGUUUUGUUGUGUUCAUAUGUUAUGCUGAUGUAUUCUCAGUGAGAGGCUUUAUUAACAUAAUACUGUAGUAUGAUUAAUGGACCUAAUAAAUAUUUACAUAAAUAAUAUACUUCAGUGGGGUUUAGAAGAAUGGUUGCUUUCUGAACUGAAAUGUUAAAAUUGCCAACGUAUUAACACUGCACCUAGCAAAAUUUCAGCUUUUAGUAUUGAUUUUGGUCACGCGUAACAUCAGCGAUGCGUUUGUAGAAUACAUGUUAUAUUGGGUAAAUAAUUAAGCUUCUCUGUUUGAAAUGUUAAAGUAACACUUGCUGUAUACAGUUAGCAAUACUCAAGCAGUUUCUUUUCUGGUUAGGCAAAUAUUGAUGAAAAAUACCAGAACAUCUUUUCAGUACUUGAACUAGUGCAUACUAGAAAGGGAGACCUUUCCCAUCCAUGCCUCAGGCAGAGUUGAAGUAUAUCAGCAGGACUAAUUCUAGAAGCUUUUGCCUUUUAUGUUAAUAGAGGAAUGCAACCAACCACUAUCCAGUCAUCAUUUUUAGCUACUUGUGAACUGUGCAUUUUCAAAUGUUACAUGAGGCAUGUGGAUGUCAACCAGCUGAACAGGUAGAUAAAAACCAGCUUAAUAAAUACCACUGUCAAAAACAGACCCAUGCCCACUAGGCUUUGACUUUUUUUCCACAUGCUUACCUCUGGUAGGCUGAUGAAAACUGUCUUUUGCAAAUGCUUUUAUGCUUGACAACCCAGUAGCAAAUUGAUAGUGGACCAUGCAUACUUAAAACUACAUUUUGUUUUUUAUAUAAAUAUGCUACUGGUGUAUUGUAUGCCCAGAUUGUUUUGGCUUUAAAAAAAAAAGAAAAAAGCCAUAGGCAUACAAAGACUCAUCUGUACUAGCAUUUAAAUAUGGCAAAGCAAUUCACUUCAGUAGCUACCUGUUGUCACUGACAUUAAAUAAGCACACUCUACUUAGAAGCAAAAGAAUUCUCACAUUUGCUGAGGUCUCUAACACAAAACACAGGCUCAGCUGCUGCAGUAGAGUACCCAACCAGGUGAUGUGCAACAUUGCAUGCUUUUGGAGAGCCCUUGGGUGCUAAAUUGCCAGUAGCUACUCUGUAGGAGUGACCUACAAGUAAUGGUUUUGGAUUGGCUUUUGAAAUGCAGAUAAGCCCAGAGAGAAGGCUAGACUUCGUCCACAAUUAAGCUAGAAUAAGAUGCUGUGAUCUGAAAAUUUUCCUUGAUGCUCCAAAUUGUCAUCUUAAUAUUGCAAUAUAGUAUGUUAAAUACUCAAGGCAUUUUUUAAUCUAGAAUACUGUUCUGCAAUGUACAGAUGCUGUACAGAAGUCACACAAGUGAAGUUUUACACUGCUAACUUGGCAGGUGCAAAGGCUGCUGCUAUCUCAGUGUGAUUUUUGGCCACUUAUAAAUUGGUUUGGCACGUAGAUGUCUUCUAUGAGCAGAGGGAUAGAAAGAUUUGACUGUGCAUGGAGUGCAUUCGCUUGUGCAUGGAGGAUAAAGGUAAAGAGAGAGAGCUGCCUGUAAACUUUGUGCACCAGGGGGCUGAAAGGAUUGAACUAGAGACCUGAGGAGGUUUUAAAGGGGAGUACUGGUGACUAGCAGAGGGAGGGAUUACAGUGCUAUACUAAAUUGCAGCUGUCAAGAAAAAGAGGCAAGAAAGUUUCUGGUUGUCUAAAUUCAGACAUUAUUGCUGUAAAAUCACGAGGGAAUUAUUAAAGCUGCAUUCUUAAAGGUGGUGUUAUGCUUAUUCUUUGUAUACUUGCUGGAAAAUGAAGAUGGUACUAGCAAUAUUUUUAUUAUAAUUGCAUAAAGCUAUUGCUUUAAAAACAAACAAAAAAGCCUUUAGAAACUCAUUUAGGGAAAAAAGGUGAUGUAUGAUGUAUUUCACGCUUCUUGACUUUGCCCUGCAGCUUUCAGUCACUUCAGUACUCUGUGUUCAUGGGAUGGUAGAAACACUGAACUCAAAGCUCUGCUUUUUACUGCUUAUACUCUUGAUGAGAGUAGUUUGCACUUGCUGCAUAUGUACUGUAGUUACCCGUUCCUAAUAAACUUUGUGAAGGAGUUAGGCCAAA